Molecule: messenger RNA, 1211 nt
Organism: Capsella rubella
Lineage: Eukaryota; Viridiplantae; Streptophyta; Magnoliopsida; Brassicales; Brassicaceae
Product: homeobox-leucine zipper protein ATHB-7
Exons: 2
Coding region: 121-891 (256 amino acids)
Biological process (GO): positive regulation of DNA-templated transcription
Cellular component (GO): nucleus
Molecular function (GO): sequence-specific DNA binding; DNA-binding transcription factor activity, RNA polymerase II-specific
Source: RefSeq, a predicted model, not a curated record
AUUGACAUAAUAAUCUCAGCCUCAUCACACAUAUAUAGAGAUGGCCAACAUCACAAUUACAUAGAGGUUCCAAAAAUAAAAUAAAAUAAAAAAGAUCUCAGGAGUUAAAAUUCCAAUGAGAUGACGGAAGGAGGAGAAUAUUCAUCGGCGAUGAUGUCAUCAGAUCCAUUCACGUCCAUGAAGAAGAUGAAGAAGAGCAACCACAACCAGAGAAGGUUUAGCGACGAGCAGAUCAAGUCACUGGAGAUGAUGUUUGAGUCUGAGACAAGACUUGAGCCAAGGAAAAAAGUUCAGUUAGCGAGAGAGCUAGGGUUGCAGCCGAGGCAAGUGGCUAUAUGGUUUCAGAACAAGAGGGCUCGUUGGAAAUCGAAGCAGCUCGAGACAGAGUAUAACAUUCUCAGACAAAACUACGACAACUUGGCUUCUCAGUUUGACUCUCUCAAGAAAGAAAAGCAAUCUUUAGUCUCCGAGUUGCAGAAGCUAAACGAGGCGAUGCACCAAAAAAAGGAGGAGGAAAGGCAGUGUUGUGGUGAUCAAGCUGUGGUGGCUCUAAGUAGCACAGAUCAUGAAUCAGAAAACGAAGAGAACCACCGGAGGUGUCAUGAACCUGAGGAGGUUAGACCGGAGAUGGAGAUGUAUGAUGAGAAAGGCCAUCAUGGGGUUUCGUGUGAUCAUCAUGAUCAUGAUCAUGAAGAUGAAGAUGGUUAUAAUAACAACAUCAAGAGAGAGUAUUUUGGUGGGUUUGAAGAAGAAGCAGAUCAGCUAAUGAACAUUGUUGAACCAGCUGAUAGCUGCUUGACAUCAUCUGAUGAUUGGAGAGGUUUCAAGUCAGAUACAAGCCUCUUGCACCAGUCUAGCAGCAAUUACCCUUGGUGGGAUUUUUGGUCAUGAAACUUAAGCUCUUGAAAAGAUGGAUGAAACAUAUUCUAAUCGGAAUUUAUCGGUCUGCAUCGCAUGAGCCGGAGCCACGGAUAUAGAGGUGUUCGGUCCAGCAAACGACUCGCCGACAGUGGGAAUUUUGCAGGGUUUUGAGCUGAAAUUUCAUGGUUUGUCUGUAUAAAUUGUGUUAGAAAGUCGUAUAUUACCACUUAGUCUUUGUAUUUCUGUUUUAAGUAGUAAGUACUCAUUAUGCUUUGUAGCUAAAGUAGUAUAAGUUUUAAGACUUGAUUUGGAUGAAUAAAAAAUCAAAAGGCAGAGAAUCAUAUAUAAUA